Molecule: messenger RNA, 2166 nt
Organism: Symsagittifera roscoffensis
Lineage: Eukaryota; Metazoa; Xenacoelomorpha; Acoela; Convolutidae
Product: glycerol-3-phosphate dehydrogenase, mitochondrial-like
Exons: 10
Biological process (GO): glycerol-3-phosphate metabolic process
Cellular component (GO): mitochondrion; glycerol-3-phosphate dehydrogenase (FAD) complex
Molecular function (GO): protein binding; glycerol-3-phosphate dehydrogenase (quinone) activity; calcium ion binding
Source: RefSeq, a predicted model, not a curated record
AUACUGGCAGAUACCCUACUACUACGCAGGAAUCAAGGCCUAUGACUUGGUCAGUGGGUCCAAGAUCUUAAAGCCCAGCUACAUCCUCUUCAAGAACAGGACCCUGGAUGUCUUUCCUAUGCUAAAAAAGGAUAAGCUCAAGUGCGGCAUCGUAUACUACGACGGCCAGCAGAAUGAUGCUCGAAUGAAUCUGUCUCUGAUAGUAACAGCUAUUAGGUAUGGAACGCAGUGUGCCAACCACGCUAAGGUCACCCAACUCCUCAAGGACGAACAGGGAAAGGUCAGCGGGGCUGUUUGCAAGGACCUACUCACAGGAGAGGUAUUCAAAGUGAAGGCGAAGUGUGUGGUGAAUGCGACUGGGCCCUUCACUGACAGCAUCCGCCAGAUGGGCAGCGAGAAGAACAGACCCAUCUGCCAGCCAUCCUCUGGAGUACACAUCAUACUGCCAGACUACUACAGCCCUGAGAAGAUGGGCCUGUUGGACCCUGAGACUAGUGACGGGAGAGUGAUCUUCUUCCUGCCAUGGGAGAACCACACUAUCGCUGGCACCACUGAUCUGCCCUGCGAACCCACCUUCAACCCCAAGCCAUCAGAGGCAGAGAUCUCGUUCAUUCUGGAUGAAGUGAGACACUACUUGUCCCCAGACGUACAAGUGAGAAGGGGAGACGUGCGUGCGGCGUGGAGUGGAAUCCGACCUCUGGUCAAGGACCCCAGCAAGGGAGACACCCAGUCGCUGGCGAGGAACCACGUGGUCGAAGUGGACGACGCCAAUCUAGUCACCAUCGCAGGGGGCAAAUGGACUACGUACAGGGCGAUGGCCAUGCACACUGUGGAUGCGGCAGUGAAGGCGUGUGGGCUGCAGCCGAAGCUGAGUGAGAAGAGUCAGACAGACGGACUGUUUCUAGAGGGAGGGGAGGGCUGGUCGGCCAAUUUCUACAUCCGGCUCGUACAGGACUUUGGUCUGGACACUGAAGUUGCCCGUCACCUGUCAGAGACAUACGGCACGAGGUCCAUAGAGGUGGCCAAACUGGCCAAGGCCACAGGGCAGAGAUGGCCUUUAGUGGGCAGACGUCUGGUGUCCAACUUCCCCUACAUUGAGGCAGAGGUCACAUAUGCAAUGAAGGAGUACGCCGAAUCGGUCACUGAUGUCUUAGCCAGGAGGACCAGAGUCGCUUUUCUCAAUACGCAAAGUGCCCAGGAGGCCAUCCCGAUAAUAGCUGAUAUGAUGGCUAAAGAGAAGAAGUGGUCCAACGAGAGAAAGGCGACGGAAGUGAAGAAUGCACAGACGUUUGUGUAUGAGCAGAUGGGGGCCGAAGCGAGGAAGGAGUACCUGGCCAGUGUGCCUGUGAGUCUGACCUCAGAGGAGAUCAGCAAGUACUCGAAAUCAUUCAACAGCAUCGACAGGAAGAGGAAGGGAUACAUAUCACUGCAGGACCUCAGACAGUUCUUCAAGGAUCAAAAUGAAGAGAUCAGUGAGGGCACUCUGAGAGACAUUCUGAACGAUGUGGAUGCAAAUUCUAACGGACAACUGGAGCUGGAGGAGUUCCUGCAGCUGAUGAGUUGCGUAAAGCGUGGAGAUGUGCUGAGUUUGAAAGUGAUUUCUCCACUUAUCGAAAGCGUCAAGGCCAGAAAUUUACCCAACAGAGACCAGUAGAAGACCCAUAUUUCACUCAGAUUUCUCAUAAUGCGCCGAUAUAACAGCUACAAGAGGCACAACAACGAAACUUUACUAGUCUAACUAACCAUUGAAGGUCCUUAGAUUGGAGCGUAAAUAUGAAAAAUUCUACUAAUGUACUGACAAGUAUUUUUGCAAGAUUCAUUCAACAAUUUGUGCUUUUCGCCUAAAUUUGAAUUCGUACUACCAUAAUUUAGUCACAGUGGAAACCAAUCAUUAAUUGUCAAUUUUAAUUUGUAGCAUCAAUUAUUCAAAGCUCAACUUAAGUUUAACAAUGUUUUUAAUGGAGCGAUGUUUAGUAUUGCUUUGAUCACUAAUGUAAAUUUGAAGCAAUUUUAACCAAAUUUUUUAUAUUUGCUAAAAGAUGCUGGUCACAUUUUGGAAACUAAUAUCUUAGAAUAUUUUGCAUUCACUUUCACUGGCUGUUUUAUAAAUUACAAAUUAAACCAAAUUAGCGCUUCUGAAGCUAAUAAAUUAUUUUCAACUUGAAA